GCCGCGGCUCUGACAUCCACAUGCUGCUCGGCCUGAAAAGGCUGGGGGGAGCCGGAGGGGAAGCAGAGAAGGCGAGCGAGGCACCAGCCCGCAGCCCGCCCCCGGCACCUCCUCAGACGCGCAGACCUCGGCGAGGCGCGGGGCGAGGUGGAGGUGAGGGCGGGCGCGAGCGAACUCGGAGAGGGGCUCGCUCGCUCCCAGGCAAUCCCAGCCGCCGCCGCCGCCCCGCCAGCAGCAGCCGCCGCAGCAACAGCCGCCGCCGCCGCCGCUUCUUUCCCCUGACUCCCCUCGUCAGGCUGGCCGAGCGGGGGUAGUCGUUGGGGAGGCUCCCGCUAGGGGAACCCGGCGAGGGCAGGAGCUGGGCGGCCGCCUCGCACUCCGGCCGUCCGGCGGCGUUGGGUGCCUCCGCCCGCGUGUCGGUCCCGGGUGCCGGGGGAUGUGUGUCCGUUUACGCCUCUGAGAUCACACAGCUGCCUGGGGACGUGUGAUGCCCAAGGCAAGUCUGGGCUUUUCUUUUUAUUAUUCUUAUUAUUUUUUACGCUUGGCUUUCGGGAAAUCUUCGUGAUGUUGUAGGAUAAAGGAAAUGAUACUUUGAGGAACUGGAGAGGACACAGAAGCGUUUUGUUUUUUAAGAGAGGAAACCCGUCCCCUCUUCCCAGCUUGCUCCCGCUUUGCUGAUUUCAGGAGCCACCCUCCUCUUAGUGAGGUGCGAAUCCAGCAGGAAUAAAGGUGAAGACGGGCCGCCAGGACCCAGGAGGGAAACACUGACCAUUAGAAACCUUUGCAGAAGACACUGUAAGGAAGAACGCAAGGGAGAGAAACACAAAGACUUAAAAUUAUACAAGAAAUCUACAAACCCAGUUCUGGAGAAAGCCUCCUUCUCCAAAAUGGAUAUGUUUCUUCUCACCUGGGUUUUCUUAGCUCUCUACUUUUCAGGACACGAAGUGAGAGGCCAACCAGACUCACCCUGUGGAGGUCGUUUGAAUUCCAAAGAUGCUGGCUAUAUCACCUCCCCAGGUUACCCCCAGGAUUACCCAUCCCACCAGAACUGCGAGUGGAUUGUUUAUGCCCCUGAACCCAACCAGAAGAUUGUCCUCAACUUCAACCCUCACUUCGAAAUCGAGAAGCACGACUGCAAGUAUGACUUCAUCGAGAUUCGGGAUGGGGACAGUGAAUCCGCAGACCUCCUGGGAAAGCACUGUGGGAACAUCGCCCCACCCACCAUCAUCUCCUCGGGCUCCGUGCUCUACAUCAAGUUCACCUCCGACUACGCCCGGCAGGGGGCAGGCUUCUCCCUGCGCUAUGAGAUCUUCAAGACAGGCUCCGAAGAUUGUUCCAAAAACUUCACAAGCCCCAAUGGGACCAUUGAGUCCCCUGGAUUUCCCGAGAAGUACCCACACAACUUGGACUGCACCUUUACCAUCCUGGCCAAACCCAAGAUGGAGAUCAUCCUGCAGUUCCUGACCUUUGACCUGGAGCACGACCCUUUGCAGGUGGGAGAAGGAGACUGCAAAUACGAUUGGCUGGACAUCUGGGACGGCAUUCCGCAUGUUGGCCCUCUCAUUGGCAAGUACUGUGGGACCAAAACACCCUCUGAACUCCGCUCGUCGACAGGGAUCCUCUCCCUGACCUUUCACACGGACAUGGCGGUGGCCAAGGAUGGCUUCUCUGCACGCUACUACCUGGUUCACCAAGAGCCACCAGAGAACUUCCAGUGCAAUGUGCCUCUGGGAAUGGAAUCUGGCCGGAUUGCUAAUGAACAGAUUAGUGCCUCAUCUACCUACUCUGAUGAAAGGUGGACACCUCAACAAAGCCGGCUGCAUGGCGAUGACAAUGGCUGGACCCCCAACUUGGAUUCCAGCAAGGAGUACCUCCAGGUGGACCUGCGCUUUCUAACCAUGCUCACGGCCAUUGCAACACAGGGAGCGAUUUCCAGGGAAACGCAGAAUGGCUACUAUGUCAAAUCCUACAAGCUGGAGGUCAGCACUAACGGGGAAGACUGGAUGGUCUACCGGCAUGGCAAAAACCACAAGGUCUUCCAAGCCAACAACGACGCAACGGAGGUGGUUCUCAACAAGCUGCACACGCCCCUGCUGACCAGGUUCGUCAGGAUCCGGCCCCAGACCUGGCACUCGGGCAUUGCCCUGCGGCUGGAGCUCUUCGGCUGCCGGGUCACAGAUGCCCCCUGCUCCAACAUGCUGGGGAUGCUCUCGGGCCUCAUCCCUGAUUCUCAGAUCUCGGCCUCCUCCACUCGGGAGUACCUGUGGAGCCCCAGCGCCGCCCGCCUGGUCAGCAGCCGCUCGGGCUGGUUUCCCCGGAUCCCUCAGGCCCAGCCGGGCGAGGAGUGGCUUCAGGUGGACCUGGGAGUGCCCAAGACGGUGAAGGGCAUCAUCAUCCAGGGGGCCCGCGGGGGAGAUAGCAUCACUGCUGUGGAAGCCAGGGCGUUUGUGCGCAAGUUCAAAGUCUCCUAUAGCCUAAAUGGCAGAGACUGGGAACACAUCCAGGACCCCAGGACCCAGCAGCCGAAGCUGUUUGAAGGGAACAUGCACUAUGACACCCCUGACAUCCGAAGAUUCGACCCCGUUCCGGCACAGUACGUGCGGGUGUACCCCGAGAGGUGGUCUCCAGCAGGGAUUGGGAUGCGGCUGGAGGUGCUGGGCUGUGACUGGACAGACUCGAAGCCCACAGUAGAGACACUGGGACCCACGGUGAAGAGUGAAGAGACCACCACCCCAUAUCCCAUUGAUGAGGAGGCCACGGAGUGUGGGGAGAACUGCAACUUUGAGGAUGACAAAGAUCUGCAGCUCCCUUCAGGAUUCAACUGCAACUUUGACUUCGCCGAGGAGCCCUGUGGUUGGAUGUACGACCAUGCCAAGUGGCUCAGGAGCACCUGGACCGGCGGCUCCAGCCCAAACGACCGGACAUUUCCAGAUGACAGGAAUUUCUUGCGGCUGCAGAGCGAUGGGCGGAGAGAGGGCCAGUAUGCCCGGCUCAUCAGCCCUCCCGUGCACCUGCCCCGAAGCCCCGUGUGCAUGGAGUUCCAGUACCAGGCCACAGGCGGCCGCGGGGUGGCGCUGCAGGUGGUGCGCGAGGCCAGCCAGGAGAGCAAGCUCCUCUGGGUCAUCCGCGAGGACCAGGGCAAUGAGUGGAAACACGGGCGGAUCAUCUUGCCCAGCUAUGACACGGAGUAUCAGAUUGUGUUUGAGGGAGUCAUAGGAAAAGGACAUUCAGGAGAAAUUGCCAUUGACGACAUUCGGAUAAGCACUGAUGUCCCACUGGAGAACUGUAUGGAACCCAUCUCGGCUUUUGCAGGUGAGAAUUUUAAAGGGGGCACCCUCCUACCAGGGACCGAGCCCACAGUGGACACGGUGCCCGCGCAGCCCAUCCCAGCCUACUGGUAUUACGUAAUGGCCGCCGGGGGCGCCGUGCUGGUGCUGGUCUCCGUCGCCCUGGCCCUGGUGCUCCACAACCAUCGGUUCCGCUAUGCGGCCAAGAAGACCGAUCACUCCAUCACCUACAAAACCUCCCACUACACCAACGGGGCCCCUCUGGCGGUGGAGCCCACCCUAACCAUUAAACUAGAGCAAGACCGCGGCUCGCACUGCUGAGGGCCGAAGCAAAGGACAGCACCCAAAACAAACGAGAAAGACUGCAAACACGUUGCCUCGAUUUUGCACUUUUUUCUCCUCGCCUAGUCUCUGUGUGAACUCUCAGACAUCUCUCUCUCUCUCUCUCUCUCUCUCUCUCGGCCCAAACCCUGUGUGCUUUUAUUCAUCCUGACCAUUGUCCUUGGGUCCUUUUUUUCCCCCCCUUUUGUUGAUUCCAAACCAACCACCCCCAACUCUAAUGCUGCAUCUUGGACUAUGAGAAGAGAUACACCCCUCAGCACUUCGCAACUGAAGGCUCAGCUGGUUUUCUUUCAGAGACUGGUUCCCUGUUUCUUCCCCUUGCCUUAUCCCCUACCUCCUCUCGGUGGGCAGUCUGCCAGGAGACUCGAGAGGAAACCUGACUCUGUGUGUUUGUACAUAGUAUACAUUUGUGUGUGAAUAGCUCUGUGUGUGUGGGGGGGGGUGUGGGUGUGAGAGAGAGACUGACUCAUUGUGGGGAGUAGUGUGUGUGGGUGUGUUCAGAGAGGACCCCCUUUAAUUCUUGUGUUACUUCUCCGGGGGUACAUGUUACAAGAAAAUAAUAUACUGUACUAGUUUUGUUUACUUGGAGAAGAGAUUGAAGCUUUUUGUUGCCUUAUCUAGCCCUGGCUGGGUUUCUGUUGGCUACCAUUAUCAUCUCCAGGUACCUAAAAAUCUAGAGGCCACAUGAGAUGAAAUGUGGCCCCUCCCCUCCCUGUCCCAUUCCCAACCCAUCUGACCCAAGAGGAAAGUCCCCCCAACGCACUCAGACAUGACCCGUUGUCAUGUCUCCUGGAGUCUUUGAAGUAGCAAGAUGGCAGGCCUUCGGGUGUGUGCAGAACCAUCUCGACUUCCAGCCCUGAAGCAAAUCUGUCUCAUGUUGCCUUAUAAAAGAGAAGCUCAUAAUGAAUGUUUAGCUUUUAUCAGUUAAGUCCAAUCUUGGAAUAAGUCAUAAAGAAUAACAAAUCUGAGACUGGCGUAGGAAAAGCAGUAGCCUGUUUUAAGUUGGGAGCAGGAGGUGGAGGAGAGAAGGGAGGAGAAGGAAGGACUGAAGUGUGGUCUUUUAAAAGUCUCCUUACUCGGGGGGGUUGGGGGGCUUAUUGUGCCCGAUUUGGGAUGGCAUUGAGGAAGAAGGUUAAAAAUCAUAUUCUUUGGUAUUCUAUUGGUCACUGUAAUAGCAUUUGUAAAAUAUGGGGGAAAGGGAUCAUUUGCUUUCCUUUCGUGGUGUUAAUGUGUGCCUGAAUCUAUAGCCACUAAAACAUAAGACUGUCCACCUGACUUAUUUAAAUAUUAUGAGAAUAUAAAAAAGUAAUCAUUUUUUUUUCACGCGUCAGUAUGCUACCCCUUAAAGCAUUCGUAGCAUCUGGCAAAUACACCCUCAUAGGCUGGCCUGGCAUUUCCAGAUGUUGCUGCAUCAGGAGAGGAUAUAAUGAAAAUAAAUCUGUUGCUGCCCAUGUGUCUUCUCUAAGCAACGCAGGGAGAGGGAUGUUGGAGAUAAAUUGCCUAAUGAUAUUGCACAAAGGAUAGAUUCAAUAAUGAAGUCAAUUUCAUUGAUAGGAAAUGUGUAUUUUAAUGAGAUGCUCAGCGAACUGGGGCUCAGCCUUGGGGGUGUUGAUUUCUCACCCUCCUGCUCGGAAUCCACCGGGGAAGGAUAAGAUUCUCUCCAAAGAUGGUUGCCUGGGCUGAGAGCCUCCAGGUACCUUCUGAGAACAAAAUAUUAAUUUUUUUUGACUGCUUGGGAGAGAGAGACUUUUAGCAUUCUUUCAGAAUAUACUGGUAGAUCCCUCCAGCACACACUCACUUUCACAUCUGGCUUUUUUCAUCCUUCUGAAAGAAAGGUGCUCUCCCACUCUUAUUCUAUUUCAAAGAGCUACUCUGUCUCAACCACAGCAGUGCUGCCAAGAAAAGAAAAGAUGAAAGGCCAGAGCAUGAGCUACCUUGAGAUUUCAAGUGUCCUACCCCAGCCGAAGAUGGAAAAAGAAGCCAGGAGAGGGGGAGGGGCAAGGGCCCAGCAUACCGUGUGAUGAAUUCCAUGCCAGUCACUAAGGGCUUUUUAUCUCAGGUGUCCACAUCCAGUUGUGCAUUUGGGGCCAGGCGUUCCCUCGAAAUGAUUGACAUCCCUGUAGGCACCCUGUGGAGGGGCAUGGUGUCAGGAAAUUACACCUGGAAAAUCCAGCCAGUGUAGCAACUGUCUGAGUUACUAUAUACCCUUGAGGAUUUCCCUUCUUUAAAAGAAGAUGACAACAACUUUGUGCAUUUGCUGUGUCUUUAUCUGAUGCCCCAUGUGGCAUCAUCUUUAUGUACAUGCCAUAGUUGAAAAUAUGGGACUGCUCAAAUCUUUGUGAAUCCCAUGAUGCAGUUCAGCUGGGGAUGUCACAUCUCCUCUCUCUCUCUCCCUCUCUCUCUCUCUGUGGCCCAGCAACUUUCAUAGUAUUAUCCAGGUACUAUGCUCAAAGGGCAGCUCUUCUAUAAAAUCAUGCUUCGCAGCUUUAGAAAGCAAAAUUCUGUAUUUCAUAGAGGGCGGGGAAGGAUCACUCUCUUCUAAGAAAAAUAGACUGGACAGGUGAAUGCAUGCAUGCAUGUGUUUAGAGUUGCUUCUCAGAAGACAAAGAGGUGAUAGCAACUAUUAAAAUAUAAAUGAAUGAAUGAAUGAAUUGAAGUUCUAACUUGGGCUGGUAAUGUUUUUGCCUUAGUAGAGGUUCCAUCUCAACAGCUCCAGGAGGGAAACCCUUAUCUCUGGGGUAAAAAAAAAAAAAUCCCUUCCUUGAUAUUAUGCUAACAACUGCUAUCCCCCUAAUUGCUGGUGAAGGCAGAAAAAAGAAAAAAAAAAAUCAUAGCAUUGUCGUUGACAAAACAGGACACUGAAAAUAAAGUGAAAUUGUCUUUUCCCUUAUCCCACAUUUUUGGGAUUAAAGCCAGAAUAGGAUAGGAAAUCCAGUAAUAUUUCCAACAUUGAUACCCCAUCUUUAAAAAGACCCUGUCUUUCAAAUGAAACUAGCAGGCAAGCAAACACCUAAGUAAUCGAAAAUUACCAAAGAACAACAACAAAACAAGAAAACUUAAAGAUUUUUACUUUCUAUUCUUAUUCCCUCUUCCUAUAACUGUGACAUCUCUUGCAUUGCUCAGUUGCCUGUGUGUCAAAAUAACUUGUGGACAUUGGAAACUAUUUGAAAAUGUAUUGUGUGGAAUGUAAUAAAAUGAUGAUAUUUUUAUACAAACAUCUGGGCUUUUUUUUCCACUUUUGCCUCUGAGAACAAAGUUGAAAUGUAGGCUUUGAACAAAUUGAUGUUUCCAAAGUUUGCAUAUCGCCUUCUGAGCUGCAGGGCUUUGCUGUGGGAGGUAGGUGGGUUUUUCUCCUUGAGGCUGAAUGCCAGCUUUUUCUUCUUUUAUUUUUAUUACUGCUUGUUAGGAGUUUUAUUCAAUUUGAGCAGCUGAGCCAACUUUUAUGAUUGGUGUGGGAUUUUGCAAAAGUUGCUAAGUGCUAAAUUGCUCAGUGUGAUUCCACAAAAUUUCUCUUGACGGCAAAUCCCUGGAGAUUGGACUCUCCUGUCAAGGGGCCCCAGGGGGAAUGGGACCAGUGGAGCUGAAUCAUGUUCUCGGCCCUAUGGAGACAGAUAGCUUCCCCUGGAGAGGUAGCAGUGACAUCAUACCCCUCGCCUACCAAAUUAUUUCUUCCGUGGGGACAUUGAUCUCCAGUUUAUGGAGAUCUCCAGACAAAAUGGGAACUUACCGCAUGUUCAAGGCUCCAAGAUAUUCCAGACUUCAUUUUGGAGCAAGUAAUGAAGAUAAUUAUAUGAUGACUAUGAACCUGGAACCAUCAGGCUGGAACAGUUUGUAAGAGGAACUUUCUAUAAAAACUUCGAGAGGGGCUUGGGGAAACUUAUGCAGAAAGCCAGAUUGUGUUGACAUGUAUUUUUCUUCGCUUCUCCUUUCUGAGUAGUUAGUGAUUAGUUAUAUAAAAUAUUUCUAUCAGUGGGGGGCUGGGGGGAAAAUGUAGGAAAUACCACCUCCUGGCUGUUUAAUGCUUCUAAAUGGUGGUCAAGAAGAAGUCGUAGAAGGAUUUUCCACCGCCGCCGACUCAUGGGGUGUAUUAAGAGCAUUCCAUCAACCCAGGAGCCUUCCUCAGGGGUCGAAGAACCAUCCUUAAAGGUCCUAAGGAAAGGGACAUGUCCAGAAGACCCUCUUUCCGGCAGAGUCCUGCUUUUUCCCCUCAAAACCUAGAUUCAGGAAGGAGUAUUUUUUUUUUUUUUUUACAUCUGUAAACCUGUCCAAGUGGUGCUGAAAGGAAGCAGGCUUUUGGUUUUCAGAUCUUACAGGAAACUCUGUUCGUACAGAUGGCUCAGUAUAAAUGUUGCGAUCUGUCCUCUGCAGGAGAAUAGAGUAGAAUGCCCAAGCGUUGUUUGUUACUCUAAUGACAAAGCAUAAUUACCCUUUUUGUCUAAAUAACCCUUGGCUUUCCUUAAAGCCAUUUCUUCCCAUUAGUAAAGGAGAAACGGAAAGCAUCUCAAAAGUACUUAUGUCAGGCAAAGACCCAGGCUCAGUCAACAUUUUCCUGAGCUCCAGGACCAAAUUUGCCAGACUAAAUUAAACUAGCCAUCCCUUACGCUUCAUUAGCAUUACCAUUUUUGGAAUCACCUUUGAGCAUUUCAUCGUUGCUCUUCCUGCUUUGGGUCUAGUCCCAAGGCUUAUUCUAGAAGUAUUCUGUCUUCCCCAAAAGGGCAGAAGACUGUUAGGACUCGAAUCUUAGGCGUCGAACACAGCCCUGUUACCAGUGUGGCCUUUCAGACCGAGCUCAAGCAUAAAUGUUACAGACAUUGUGUUUCCAUGGAUCAUAAGUACCAGAUGUCGAGGCCCAGUAUGUCUUUUUCUGGCUCCUGCCUGGCCCUUUACGACGGCUUAAGUGUGUGUUCUCACUGUUGAAGCAAGACACUCCCGCCCCACCCCCAGCCCAGAUCACCCAAGCCCGGCCAGUCUGCGGCAGCAUUGCGUUCAUUUUCCUCAACCCUGUUCACUGACUUUGCGAUUGCUUUGCACAAACACUGUGGCCUUUCCGUAAUCUUUGAUGAAAAGAGCUUCAUUUUUAAGUUUUGAUUUGUCUGCGUCGUGGGCUACCCAUCUGAGCCAAACUGCGGAUCUGUAGGUGCGGCUUAUUUUCUCUCUUUAAUUGUGCACAUCGCUGGGGUCCUCACAGCUGUAAUUUGCCUUUCAUCCACUUCAAUGAUGGCCCAAAGAAAACACAAAACAAAUCCAGCCAGAGCAGAAGGAGGGGAGAGGGGGAUGCCAGCUGAUGGUCUUACAAUCGGCAGGGAAAAGAAUCGCCUUACAUAAAUAAAUUAAAAGCUAAGAAUAGUGUAGGAUUUAAUUAAGCCUGACAUAGAUCAGUUGCACUGAAGUAUGUCUAGAGGUGAGAUCUAAUCAGAAACCCGCACCCUUAAAAGGUGUCAGGCCACAUGCCUCAGCUAGAGUACGCUUGUGCUAUGUGGGGGAGUUCCGUUUGGCCCCAGACCUAAGCACUGAAGAGAUAUGAAAUUUCCAAAAAACAAAACCCCUUUUAGCAGAGUAUGGCACCGUGGAGAAUCUAGGCGCUUCCAGGCAACCAGCAGAAACCAUUCUUGCCCCUAGCCCAGUGGGCAGAAGACCCAGAAUCAUUCUACUCUCUUCUGGGUAAAGUGAUUGUUCUUGGGCUUUGCUGUCACUGACCUCCAAGAGCCAAAAAAACCUAAAGGCCCGUGGGCAUUGGACCAAGAAAUAGGAGAGGCUGUUUGAAAAAUCAGCAAUGGACAUUCUAGUAGCAGUCUGAGUGUCGAGUAGGGAAACAUCUUGUUUUGGAGGCUUACGACCAGAGUGGUUAUUGAUCCUGAAAGAAGUUGCUGGGGAAAUUUUAGGAUAAUAACUGCCUGGAUUUCUCACUCUCUCUUUAACUUACAAGUUAUACACAACUACAUCCUGGAAACAUGCAAGUAACACAGAAGAAGCAGAAGUCCAUUUCAUUGCUAACCAGUCUCACUCUCUUCUCCAAAGAGAGUAAUCACGAGAAACAGUUUGAGGUAUCUCUUUCCAGGCUUUGAUUUAUACCAUGACAAACAUGUAUGUUUGUGUCCAGUUAGUGUGGUUUGGUUGGAUCGUGGUUUGGUUUUAUUCUGCAUAAAUGAUUUCACAGCAUUUCCUCCUUUGUUGGACAACCUUCUUCCCUUUCCUUUAACAAAAUCUUGACAAUACUUCAGUCCACACCUCCAGACUUACCCCAUCCUUCUUAGCUCUUGCAUAGCAUCCCAUAUUGUGUCGACGUACCGUAUUUUAUUAACUGCUCCCCUACUUGUGGGCAUUUGGGUUGUGUCUAGUUCCCUUUUUUCCCUAUGAUAAACAAUACCAUGAUGAACAUCUUUGAGGUUGCCUCUUUGUGCACGUUUCUCUCCGACAGAAUUUCUGGGUCAAACGGUGUGCCUAGUUUCACUUUAAGGGAUGCUGCAAAUGGCUGAGGCUUACCUUUUACAGUGCGUCUGUCCCAUAUGCAGGAUAGUGGAUCUCUAGUGGACAUCCUGGGUUCUGUCCCCUGCCCCGUCUGCACAGGCCAUGUAAUCUCUGUGACUAUCUCUCUUCCCUAAAGUGGGUGGAGUGCUUGCCAGAGGAGACUUUAGAUAGUUUUAACUGCAGGGAAUUGUAGUUGUGGGGACUUUUUCAAAAACUGUCCAUUGGUGGAGGAUGUGGGCCUGGCGGUAUGUGGCAGCUCACUGGAGCUGUGGCCGCCGUGGCACAGGAGUUAACUCCAUGCCUGGCUUCUGUAGGCAGAGCCCUAUUCUCCAUGAUUAAUGAGUUCCACUUGGUUUCUUCAAAGAGGGAUUGUGCUGUGCCUUGCUCUUAUUUAUUUAUGUUUUCUACUAAAAAAUUCAUGUAAAAAACAUCCUUUAAGGUCAGUGCACAGUAUUGUGCUGCAGACUAAAAUAUUCCAGCAGCCACAAGCAGGCCCACGAGCCGACAGAAAGUCUCCAAUCCUUGUGGCCUUAGGACCGAGGCCCCCACACUGGGCCUGAGCGGAGCAGGCUCUCCGGGCCAAAAGGUGGCGUCCAGCUUUCUUCCGAGGAGGUUCGGGGCUGAUGUGACCCAAGGAAAGUCAUCAGGGGGGGUGAGGUGGCUUUCUAGUGGGAGGUUUAUAUGUGCAGGCCAAGCUGCUGGCCCCAAAUGGCUCCAGCAAGGAAUGGCAAGUAGAAGAGAAGCCAAGGGGCCUGUUUGUUCAAAACAGUUUCUUCCAAGAGCACCACCCUGAUUUCUACUAUGCGCUAAGACAAAGGGUUUAAAUAAUAGGACUUUGACUCUGAGCAUAAUGGACAGUGUCUACUGUCAUAUAUGGGUUUUAUGGGCUUUUUUCUCUGACCUGCCAAAAAAUCCAGGACUUCUGCCUCUUGGGCAUGGGGUUCAAGUAGAUAACUCGGGGUGGCUCAGGAGAGAGAGCAGCAUGAGCGUGAGGUAUGGAUGAGCUAGAGAUAUGUUACUGCAAACACGCACACACACACACACACGCCUUGUUUUGUCUUCUAAUUGUGCAAAAUUGAACUCUUUAAAGAUCAUUAACCAACAUACCCCCUAAGCAAGGGCUCCGAGCCAGAACUGGAAUGAUAGUAUACCAUGUCUUGGCUGUCAGCAAUCACGCUUUCUUUGUCAGGUAGCGGGACUCAUUAACACGACGCCUGGACUGGAGUCCUCUGACUUGCUAGAGAGCAGCCGGCUCCAGUGAUGAUGGGAGUGCAGAGAAAGCUUUGAGCCAGAGGGGGCCUUGACCAACGUCCUAUUCUCAGCCAGCCCGCCAGUUAUUGAGGCUGCAUUUCAGCAGACUGUUAAAGAACCAUUUUGUCCCUUUGUGUUUCCUAACUGCCACCCAGGGGCUGGGAGAGGGGGUAUGAGGACCUCAGGGGCCCGUGUGGACUCCCCAUUGCUCCGCGUGGGCAGUUCUGACAGCAAGCACUGAGAUGCGGAGAGCAGCAUUAGGACCUAGACAGGGGCUGACGUGGGUUGUAAAAGCAGCCCCCCGACCAGGGAACCUCAUCAGCCUCGGCCAACUGUAGACCAAGCGGGUAAGCUCAGGAAUAGUGUUCAUGGGAAGUCCAGGCCCACCACACUGUCAUGGCUGUCUGGCUUUGCAACUCCUCAUAGGGCCACCAUCCCCUCCUCUUUCCCCGAGCAGGACCUGUCUCCGCCCGUCUGCCUUUGUGCCAGAUGUUGCUCGUCUUCAACCUCCAGACUCCCCUUUCUGCAUCAUCCCCCUCUCCUGGGGCCCCCCCUCCUCCUCUCCUCUGUCAUUGUCACACCAUCACCAAACCCUUUCCCAGAAAAGUGUGGGGCAGAUUCCCUCAAAGCUCAGUUGGUUACUUUCCUCCAAGGAGUUGCAUUCUUACUGGAGACUAAAUUAUUCUCUUAUGUGAUAAUUACAGUCCUUGGUCACCAGCAGGCUUCUGGGGGAAAUCACCUCCUGAAUGGGUAGAGAGAGGCACCUUUAUGGAGCCCUUAACAUCUCACAGAGUUGUCGAUUCUUAUGUUCUGAAGAAGAGCCUAGCUUUUAAGUAUAACAAACUCCCUUGGUGAGAUGCAUAGGGUGUUUUCUUCAGGGACUUAUGAAAUAUGAGGGGAAGCUUUAAGAAGGCAUCUUAGGUCACAUGGGGAGUGAACGCAGUUUUGUUUCUUCAGCUCCAUCCUUUUGCUCACCCAGGUCAUAGGGAACUAUGCCACCUGAGUGCUGUUCCCGGUAUGCACCUUUCCUGAGCAUCAGGAUUGGAGGAGAGGAGAAAUGUCAAAGCCCACCGGGGGAGCUCUCUGAAAUGUGAAAAUGUAAGACUUUUA
This is a messenger RNA of Mirounga angustirostris (Northern elephant seal), 12458 nucleotides long. RefSeq names its product neuropilin 2 (gene NRP2). The transcript has 16 exons. Gene Ontology annotation, biological process: axon guidance; angiogenesis; vascular endothelial growth factor signaling pathway. The record is from RefSeq and is a predicted model, not a curated record. The coding region runs from base 888 to 3608 and encodes 906 amino acids. NCBI's taxonomy places the organism in Eukaryota, Metazoa, Chordata, Mammalia, Carnivora, Phocidae. Gene Ontology annotation, molecular function: semaphorin receptor activity; vascular endothelial growth factor receptor activity. Gene Ontology annotation, cellular component: axon; postsynaptic membrane; plasma membrane.